This is a messenger RNA of Ambispora gerdemannii, 963 nucleotides long. The record is from the annotation of a GenBank genome assembly. Lineage: Eukaryota; Fungi; Glomeromycota; Glomeromycetes; Archaeosporales; Ambisporaceae.
AUGUUAGAAAAAAUAUUUUCUAAAUUUUUAGAGGAAUAUGAAGGAUUAGCUGUCCUUGUUCGAUUUGCUUAUUAUCUAAAAACUAUCGAACCAGAUAAAAGUAAACAAAAUUUAAAUUCGACUAUUAGUAAAGAAUUAUUAAAAAAAGUAUGGGGUAAUAUUGAAGCAUAUGAAUUUGUUAAACAAUCUAUUAAAGGAUUCAAUGAGCAGAUCAAGAAAAUUACGAAAGAAAGUAAUAAUGAACAACAAUCUUCACAAUAUCAACAAUCAUCACCAUCCAAUUCUAUUAAUGAUUAUCUUGAACAAGUCUUGAAUAAUGAAUUUAUUGAAUUACCUUUAGCUUCAUCAUCAAAUUCUUCGCAAAAUAAUCAUCAAACCAAUGAUAAUAUAUCCUUAUCCAAAGUUUCUAUUUAUAAUUCAAGAAUAAAAAAACGAAAUUAUCAAAGUAAUAAUAAUAAUAUCAAUGUCUCAUCAUCUGAAAAUGAUGAUUAUUUUCGUCCAAUGAUAAAUCAACCAAAUUAUAAAAUUAGUUCUUCACGAUCUCAUAAGCGUAGAAAAUCUGAUAAUCUGCAGUCUUCUAAUUACAGCACUUCGUCAUCUUUAUCACAUGAUAAUUCCUUAGUAACAAUUACGGAAACAAUUGAAAUGAUUUCAUCAACUUCACCACGUGAUAGUUCAUCAACUUCACCACGUGAUAGUUCAUCAACUUCACCACGUGAUAGUUCCUCAAUUCCAGAAAUAGUAGAAAUGGGUUCAUCAUCUUUUUCAUUGGAUAAUUCCUUAGUAGAAGUUCCGAAAACAACAGAAAUAAUUUCUAUUGAUGAAAAUAUUAUAUUAGUAAAUAGUGUUCUUGAAGAUUUGGCUGAGCCUUCAUGGAUUGAUAUUGCAACACGCAUUCAAACUCAUAAUGCUGCCGAGUGUUCCAAGCAAUGGAAAUAUUUGAUUAAUCAAUUAUAUAAUUAA